Molecule: messenger RNA, 147 nt
Organism: Racocetra persica
Lineage: Eukaryota; Fungi; Glomeromycota; Glomeromycetes; Diversisporales; Gigasporaceae
Source: the annotation of a GenBank genome assembly
AGAGUGCCAAGAUCGAUACUCACAUAUUCAGUCAAAAACAGAAUUAGUAAGGAAAUAAAAUCACUAAAAGAGAUGAAAAAUAACAAUAGGAAAGAACUAAAUAAAUUACUUCAACAUUUAGUAAUAGACAAUACAUCUCGUGCACAU